GCUUGCGAGUGAGUACACAGUGUAAGCGUACAACAUGAAAGCACCGAAAGUUGGCGUAGAUGUUACCGCGCAUAAGGAGGAACAUAAUGUGACCGACGCCAAGAAGAAAAUGAAGCUACGAGUGCGCUACUACGUGGAACUCGUGGUGGGCUUGCCGCGGGAGAGCCACACGCGUUUGGGCUUCUCGGGCUCGUUCCAGGCGCUCCUGCGGCUGCAUCGCGACUUCGUGCGAUUAUACGUGGAGAAACACGGGGAUCCCCACAGCGGAUUACUUACUGGGCGCGAAAGUUUCCUAUCAAAUUCAUCAUCCACGUCGCGCUCGUCGGUGUCCUCUACGUCGAAGAGCUCACCCACCUCACUCUCGAGUCUCGUGCGGCACACAUUUGGCCUUAAAAAGAAGUCAAAAAGCACAGGGGACGCAAAUAUUAACGGUGAGGGAUCUGCAAACAACCAGCAUACGCGCUAUAUCCACCACCACCGCCACCACCACCAUCAGUACCCGACUACACAGGAACCACCUAUCGGGAUCGUGCCAUUCCCUGCUCAGAAUAAGAUGCUGGUUCAUCUAGAAACCGGUGAAGCCAAGGACGAUGACAAGAUCGAAGCUCGCAACGCUGCUUUGUUUGAAUACUACUCACAAUGUUCAAUUCAGACGACGGUGAAAUGUUCCUGGAACUGGUUCACCAGCGAGCGAAAGAGCGAGCAGACAAGAACAAGAAUGAACUCGUGGAAAAUCAGUCGGAGGAUGGUGCUGAGCCUCACAGCAGUGGUGGUUUUCUCAAGCUACUGGGUCGUCAUCCAAAGACUGAAGAUGCUAAAAGCAAGAAGCAUGUCGAAUUUUUCGAGCCUGUGUACGUGCGCGCAAGAGGAAAAUCGAGGGGCCGUAAAUCUACGCAUCGGAAAUCUAGCCUGCAAGCUCCAUGAUACAUGA
Molecule: messenger RNA, 931 nt
Organism: Phytophthora infestans T30-4
Lineage: Eukaryota; Oomycota; Peronosporomycetes; Peronosporales; Peronosporaceae
Exons: 1
Coding region: 35-931 (298 amino acids)
Source: RefSeq, a predicted model, not a curated record